Molecule: messenger RNA, 5027 nt
Organism: Pelodiscus sinensis (Chinese soft-shelled turtle)
Lineage: Eukaryota; Metazoa; Chordata; Testudines; Trionychidae
Source: RefSeq, a predicted model, not a curated record
GCAGGCAGUGGUGCCCUAGGCGCUGGACAAAUACAGAGCGUUGGCCGAAGGGGAUGGUAUUUGGCCAAAGGGCUUUGCAGCUGCUGCCCCGGGAGCGGAAAGGGGGGGUAAGAAUGCGCCUGGGAGUAAAAAACAGGACUAUGUAGCACUUCACAGACUAACAAGAUGGUGCUACAUAGUCCUGGUUUUUGCUUCAGCGACACCACGCGGCUACAUUUCUAUCAUUGUCUCUCUAGUUUGCAGUACCAAGGCUGUGCAACUUGCAGAGUUUUACAUUGCCACCCCUCAUCAUGGUAUCUGAACACCUAUGAAAAUUUCAUAGACAUAAUUAAGUCCUUAGUGGACUUCAUGAAGUCUCACUGGAUUAAAACUCUGCUUGGGGAAAGAUGGGAUUCAGCCAAGAUUCCUGAGUAAUAAGAAUGGGUCCAGAUGUUCCUCUUCUGAAUUAUUACAAACAGGAGUUCUUCUUGAAGCGCUUUCCACAGACUGUUUUGGGAGGUCCUCGAUUUAAAUUAGGCUAUUGUGCACCUCCUUACGUAUAUGUGAAUCAGAUCAUUCUUUUCCUGACACCAUGGGUUUUGGGAGGAGUAGGAACUCUUUUGUAUCAGUUAGACAUUAUGAAAGACUAUUACACCGCUACACUUUCAGGAGGACUAAUGCUUGUUACAGCACUUAUUCUCCAGAUGACAAAUCUGUAUGCAAGACAGAAAACAGUGACAGUAGAAAGAAUGCAAAUUCAGAAUACCCUAACGGAUGAAGAUGAGUAUGAAUUUUCCAGCUGUGUGGGUUCAGAGACAGUUAAAUUUAUUAUUCCAGGCAAGAAAUUUAUAAUCAAUACUGUAUUUCAUUCUUUUCUUGCUGGGAUAAUGUGUGGUUUAGGAACUUGGUAUUUGCUGCCAAACAGAAUAACCUUGCUGUAUAAUAGCAUUGGAGGAACUGUUGUGAUCUUUGUGUUUGGAUGGGUGACUAUAUGUAUAGGAGAAUAUUCUUUAAUCAUAAACACAGCUACAGAGACAGCUACUUUUCAAGCACUGGAUACUUAUGAAAUUACUGCUCUGAUCAGACCUUUCUAUAUUUUUGUCUUUAUUGCAGUGGAUCUUGUACACAGGUUUACAGUUAACAUACCAGUUUUAGAACAGACAAACCAGAUUUUGCACAUCUUAUUUCUGUUUUUGCCACUUUUGUGGGCAUUGGGGAUUCUGCCCCCACUUGAUGCACUUUUUCUAUGGGGAAUGGAACAAGUGUUGGAGUUUGGCCUAGGAGGUUCACCCAUGUCAAGUAAUAUAAGGUUGUUAGUAAUGUUUCUCAUUUCUGCUGGAACAGCUAUAGCGACGUAUUUCAUUCCCAGCACUGUUGGUGUGGUCCUCUUCAUGACUGGAUUUGGGUUCAUACUCAGUCUUAACCUAAGUGAGAUUGGGUUAGCCUAUAAGCACACUACAAUCAGCCAUUUAACUUCCAACAAGUCUAAGACAAUAUCCUGUGGUCCGAGGAUAUACUUGGGUUGGAGGGAAUUCUUUUUCUAUUUGACUGUCUUGACGUUGGCUCUCAUAGAAGCCAGCUUGCUGCAUCACUUUGCUGGUUUUUCAUUAUUUUCCAGAGCCAGUCCCCAGGCUAUAGUGAGUUACAUUCUGAUCAUAUUACUUAUAAUUAUGUGGCUUCUUAGAGAGAUUCAGGGAGUGUACUUGUUUGGAAUCUUCCGAAAUCCUUUUUAUCCAAAGGAUGUCAGGACUGUGACGGUGUUCAUGGAGACACAAAGAAGGCUUAUGGAAGUUGGUGUUGUCAGAAGGAUUUUACUAACACUAGUUUCUCCAUUUGCUAUGAUAGCAUUUCUUUCAUUAGACAGUUCCCUACAUAGUCUUCAUUCUGUUUCCAUUUGCAUUGGAUUCACAAGAAGCUUUAGAAUGGUUUGGCAAAAUACAGAGUGCGCCCUGUUGGAGAUGGUGGUUGUAGCAAUAGUGCAGAUGUUACUAUUUAAUACAGAUGUGUGGUGGAACAGAAGCAUUGAUACAGGAAUCAGACUCUUACUGGUUGGUGUAAUUCGGGAUCGAUUACUUCAGCUGAUCUCAAAACUACAGUUUGCAGUAGUUGUUCUCUUGACAUCAUGGACAGAGAAAAAGCAACGUCGGAAAUCUACUGCCACCUUAAUUACACUCAACAUUGUUUUCUUCCCAAUUGUACUGGCCUUCAUAGCUAUCUCUACACUGCUUUCUUCUCCCUUGGUGCCACUUUUCACUCUACCAAUAUUUUUGAUUGGAUUUCCUAGACCUAUCCGAAGCUGGCCUGGACCUGUGGGUGCAACUGCAUGUGUUUGUUCAGAUACCAUAUACUACCAGCAGGUGGUUCCAAGUUUGGCCACUGCGCUGCAGUCUGCACUAGCAGCUGGUAGUUUAGGUCUCGUCUUACCUGGCUCACACUACUUGUGCCGUUUUCAGGACAGACUGAUAUGGAUAUUGGUGCUAGAAAGAGGCUUCACAUACUGCUGUGUGACUAUUAAGGGGCUAGAAUUGCAGGAAACUUCCUGCCACACUGCAGAAGCUCACAGAGUGGAUGAAGUUUUUGAAAUGGCCUUUGAACGCCAGGAUCAUGCAGAGACUUUCACACUCAAUCUUCAUUUUGGAAACAUUUUAACCCCUUGUACAGCUCUACCUGUGAGAUUAUAUUCUGAUGCCAGGAGCGUCUUGUCUGGAAUCAUUGAUUCACAUGAGAACUUAAAGCAACUGAAAGAUGAUUUGAUUAAAGUGCUUAUAUGGAUGCUUGUCCAGUAUUGCUAUAAACAAUCAAAAAUGUGUGAGAAGCUGGACAAAACAACAAAGAACAAAGAAGGGUCAUUUCCAUUAGCCCAGACCAAAACAUUUAACAGUACAGUAGAAAAACCUAGGCCCAUAAAGGAUGAAGAUACCUUAAGUGUAGGUACAGUUGUGGAUUGGACAGAUGAUAGUGAUCUUUUUGAUCUUGAGCCCAGCAGAACAAGAGAAAGAAAAGAAACCGAGCUGUUAGAAACUGCACCAGGAACACUUCCAUCUAUUCCAGGAUCGGUAGAACUGCAGAGUGCAGUUGGUGCUCUGCAAGAGACAGCACCUGCAGAAAAACUCUACAAAGCUGUUGUGCUGGGACUCCCUGCAGUAGACAAAGGGAAGAGGCAAGAAGUUGAAAGCUUACCUCUAGUUGAAUUUAGCUGCUCUUACUCUGAGUUACUAAGUAUACCGGAGGAGUGGAGAACUGCACCCAUACCUACUUCCAAACUCAGAGAGAUGAGGCAGAGGUUUCCAGAAGACUGGUACCAUUUUGUUUUGAGUCAACUGGAUUUUUUUCAUUUGAAAGACAAGCCUUCCACUUUACUUGAAGACAUUACUAAAGACAAAGCAUUGAAAGAGUUGUACAUCCAUGGUGUAUUGUCUUGUUGUUUUGGUUUGUUUGGAUUAGACAAUACUGUUCCCACUCCUACUCAUGUAUUCAGAGCAUACACUGGUGGCAUUCCAUGGUGUGUUGGUUUGGAUUGGCUAACUGGAAAACCAGAGCUGUUCCAACUAGCACUGAAAGCAUUCAGAUAUACAUUUAAGCUCAUGGUUGAUAAAGCAAGUCUGGGUCCAGUAGAGAACUUCAAAGAGCUGAUUAACUAUCUGGAAGAAUAUGAAAGUGACUGGUACAUUGGCUUAGUAUCAGAUCUUGAGUGGCAACAAGCAGUUUUACAAGAAAAGCCGUACCUUUUCUCUUUGGGACAUGAUCUUAACAUGGGAGUUUACACUGGGAGAGUGCUUACUCUUCAGGAAUUGUUAGUGCAGGUUGGCAAGCUCAACGACGAAGCAGUCAGAGGUCAAUGGGCAAAUCUUUCGUGGGAGCUGCUGUAUGCUACCAAUGAUGAUGAAGAACGCUACAGUAUACAAGCUCACCCCGUUCUUCUGAGAAACCUAACAGUGCAAGCAGCAGACCCACCUCUUGGCUACCCUGUUUAUUCGUCUGCUCCUCUCCAUGUGCCUUUGUUGUAGGCUGUGUAUAAUGUAGGGUUUAGUUUUGCUUUAUUUCCUAUCUUUAAGUGGGAAACCAAAUACUAACGCUGCAUUUGUACAACUAGAAACAUGAAGAUCUCACUGCAUUUGAUGGCAGAUCCCAAAUCCAGGGGACCUAAUUUGCACAAAAGAGGUGCUAGCUGGAGGCAAGAACUUUAGAAACUCUUUUUCACUGCUGGAACUACUUAACCCUAUUCCUUAUGUGGCUGACAGGACAAGAGACACGUAUGUCUUGAUCUCCACUUUAAAGAAGAGCAACAUAGCUCUGGUCACUAAGUAUUGGUGCAUUUUUUUUUAAAUAGCUUGCAUUCAUAGGCAGGUACAGCUCAUUGUAAUAUCGUAAACCAUAGAGUUGGUAACCAAAGUGUACAUAUGAGUGUUUAUAUGAAAUUUGUAUCAUUUUAUAUUUGUUUAUAGAACAUGUUAUGGUAACUUUAAAUGAUUUUAUUUAAAUGUAUACUAUUAGCUGGCCUUUCACACAGGAAGCCUUGAGUGUUUCUAUAGAAGUAUGUACUAGCUACUCUAAACUUUUCCUCUCCCAGUGUAAACAAACCCUUUGUGGGGGGGAGGCCUUGUGCAGGGGGGAUUGUGUGCCAACAGAGGUCUCCCCUGUGGUUCUCUCCUUACCCCUCCCUGCCUGUGGACACUGCUUCCUAAGUCCACCUGCCCCCUCCCUAGCUUUGCUCUCAGAUUUAGUUUCAGGACACUGGGAUUCUGCCACAGGGUCCUGGAGACUCCUGGAUUCCUGGUUGAAAACUGCUAUUCUACUGAACAAUCUAAGUGUGUAAAACUACUAUAUUUAGAAUGCCCUGCUGAAGGCUCCUCCAUUUUGAGAGAACACUUCUUCCAAUUAGUAAAUAACAGAAGGUAAAGUCCUUUCUGACUUGAUGGCAGAGACAUUUACAAUUAUUGACCAUGACCUGAGCCAAACUCUUAAGGCUGUGUCUAGACUGGCAAGUUUUUCCGCAAAAGCAGCUACUUGCCAGCUGUCUACACUGGCUGCUUGAAUUUCCGCAAGAA